This is a messenger RNA of Bactrocera oleae (olive fruit fly), 7797 nucleotides long. NCBI's taxonomy places the organism in Eukaryota, Metazoa, Arthropoda, Insecta, Diptera, Tephritidae. The record is from RefSeq and is a predicted model, not a curated record.
UAUUUCGAUAAACUCGAUUAGUGUUAAACAUUACUAGUAUUUUUCGAAGCUAGGAAGAAAAGAAAGCAAAGAUUUUGCAAACAACGAUUUUAUUUAACUUAAAAGAAAAGCUUUAGAAAAAUUAGUAUUGUGCAUAAGUUAAGAAGAUCUACAAUGCAAAUAUAUAAGUAUUAAACUUCAAUGGUUCAUGUACGUAGUGUUUAAAGGAAUAUAAAAAGUAAAGUGGUUUGGUGUGAAGAAGUGUAUCGACAGCGGCUUGCCUAGCGGAGCCCCAUUCUUGGUUAAAUUCACCGCAUUUGUUACACGUUGUAAAGCCUUUAAAUAAUAUAAUGAAUUCUACUGUAGUAAAGGCGGCGGUCGGAACAACUACAACAACAGCUGCUCAGUUGCUCAGCUCUGCACCAAGCGCUGCUGAAAAAAAUAAACAAUGGCAACGCGAACUGCUUAUGGAACGGAUACGUACGCGCUCCAAUCAACACAAAUCCUUUCCUGAACUGGCGAAGGCUAUGCGCAUGUCCAUGUUGGAGAAACGUUAUGCACUCGAUGCAGUGGAGAAGGCAAAUUUGCAAAAAUGCCUCGACAGCAUGCAACAUUGCAUUAAAGUAACAUCACGACAAGGGCUCGUUGAAAGGCUUGAGAGUCUUUCGCGCCAGUUGGGCCUCAAGUUCAUGGAAGAUACCUCGGGUUUGUUUAUAUCGACCGAUAUGUUCUUUUUGGAAAUUAUUUUGGACGCAAACGGCGCACUAACCGAUGUCAAAGUGCAUCAUGAAUGCAAAAUUGAACAACAAUCAUGCAGUGAAUUGGUGAACUGCUUGAAUCGUGGUGAUUUUGCCGAUUUCACUGUGCAGUUGGAGGGUCUAUCCUCCAUCUAUCAAUUGAAUGCAGAACCCAAAGUCAAAACCAAGGCUUUUGUUGCCUUACAAGCGAUGGAAACCGAUUUAUAUAAUCUCUUUCAAAUGCAGAAUUUCACAAAAGACUCGCAGCAACUAGUCAAAUCAUCUUCAGUGGGUUUAGUGCUUAAGCGACGUGGCGGUCAUCCAAUGAAACUCAUUUAUUUCGUUUCACCUUAUGAUCUCAUAUCACUGGAUACGAAGUCGGUGCAACCGCUAACUACCGAUUUAAUAACAAGCAAAGAUAUUGGCUUCAGUGUGACUGUGAACCUGGAGGCUUCGUCAGCGAAUAAAUUGCAAAUAUUGCCGAUUGUUAGCGUAACAAAUGAUCCACAAACCGGGAUUGAUGUACCAAUAUAUGCGCCAUUGAAUCAGCAAAAUUCCAUGCUCUUACCCGCCACAUUUGUGUUACGUCUAAACAAACCGCUACCUGUAUGCCAUGCCAAUUUGAGAGCUUUGGGUUUGCCGCUCGGUGUGGCAUCUGACGGCGCAACCGGCUUAGAAUCACCUGACAAAAAAGAAGUUGCCAUAUCAUCGAUUAUGAAUUUGGUAGUGCAAACCGCUUCCGAGCAACAAUUAAAGAACUCACAGAAGGGUCUCUUUGUAAAUUUGCCGGAUCAGACGCAUUGCUACUUCUUCACAGAGAAUAAACAAUUACAGGCUACCCUGGUUUCAUCCAUACCCUUUACGGAGCCUAUGCAAGUACCAAAAAUUUUGGAUUUUCUCAAGCGUCAGGCGCUUUUCUACACUCUUCUGGCAAGUUGUGUGCGUACACAGUCAAAAAUGGGUAACGACAUGGAAUCCACCACCAUACUCGAAGUGAACGCCAUUUCCUUUCAACAAAUCAGCGUUUCAUUGCAACAUACCUACGAGGAGACAAUGGCAACUCUGGAGUUCGAUUUACGUGACGGCAAUGUAAAGUGUGCACUCUACUCGCUAACACACAACUAUGAUCUGCUGUCGUUGAAACUUACAAAAGUUGUGGAAAAGUGUUUAUCCAUACCGGUGACCAUACGUGCGCUACUCAAGUUUUGGGAUCAAGAAACAAUGAGCAUGUUUCAGCGCACAAUCGGUGGUGGCGUUGGCGGUGGCAUGGGUGGUUUAGGUGGUACGGGCGCUUGUGGCAGCACUGGCAAUGCUGGUUAUGGAAAUUUUAGUAUGGUCAUGGGACCGAAUGAUUCGGGCGGUGGUGUUGGCGGUAGUGCUGGCAUGCGUGGUGGUGGCGUUAAAAUGGAACAAAAUGCACGACAACAACAACAACAAAUGUCGAAUAUGGCUUCUGCAACGACGUCAAUGAGUGGUGGUGGUGUCGGUGGCGUUGGCAUGAAUGCCGCUUGCAAUAGCGUUGCCGGCAUUGCAGGUUUUCUACAAUAUAAAAACGAAGUCAAGCAGGAGGAUUUUCAUGAUAGCCCAAAGAGUCAAAUGCAAAAUAAUUUAGCUUUCCAUGCUGCUGUUGAAAGCAGCUCUUUGGGCAGCGUACAUCAGCUACAGCAAACGCAGCAGCAACAACAACAACAACAACUACUACAACAACAAGCCGCAUCACCACAUGAGCAAAAUGCCGGCGGCAAGCAAACGGAAAUCGAAAUAGCCGAUAAGUACAAAAACAUCUGGAUGGAUAAAACAAAUUUAAAGAAUUGCGUCAGCAUAACACCCAUUUCGCCGGAUAGUAAUAGUAGAGGCGCUACCCAACAACAAGGCGUCGAUGUAAAACGCUCCGUCGGCAUAGAAAUUAUACCUUUGACGGCAGCGAACGGCGCCAAUGCUAGCGGCGCUACAGUCACAAUGCCCGGCGGCACGAAUGUGCCACAAACCGGCGUCAACACCUCAUCCACCAUCACUAUAACGCCCAUAAAUGCCGUAACCAAUACGGCUAUUAAUGCCAAUAAGGAUAAAAAAACGAGCGGCGGCACAGCGGUGGGUAGUGGUGGCUUAAAUGCCGGCCCGAAUAUGUCUGCGGUGGGUGGCAAGCGUCCAUUGGAUGUAACCUCAAGCAACGAUACGCAAAAGGAGAAGAAACGUAAAAAGAAGCGCGACGACUCACCUAUGGGUCCACCGGAAAAAGUGUAUUCCCGUCAAAAUUCGCCUGCUGCCACCAACGAGACAGCUGCCACAGUAGCGGCACGCAAAUUCUCCUCACCAUCCUCCUCACCAAAGGGUGGCAGCGGCAGCAACAUGCUAAGCGGCGCCAACACCGGCGCUGCCGGCAAUGCUGCGCUGCUUUCGACACGUCCCAGCCCGAAACAUUCGCCCGUCUAUAGCAGUCCGAAGCAUUCGAAUACCGCCUCGAAUAGUCCGAAGUCACCGUUCGGCACGCAUUCGCCAAAGCAUGGCUCUUCGGGCAAGCCGAGCAUGUCGACACUGAAGAGUGCCACAGCGACCAGUCUGAGUCCGAAAGGCGACAAAGCCGGUUGUGGCGGCGCAAGCAGUUUAGUUGGCAAUGCGGCGGCCGGUGUUGCCGCUGCAAAUGCUGUGAAAGCAGCUAUGGGUGUGGGUGUGGUUGGUGGCAUGCCACAAAUGAAGUCUAUCAAUCAUUUAACUGCACCAACAGCUAUGAAUACGGCUGCUGGUGGCUAUGGUGGCGUGGCCAAUAUGAGUGGCUCGGCUGGUGCUGGUGGCGUUGCUGUCGGUGUCGGUGUUGGCCAGUUGUUGAGUGGCAAUGGUGCAGGCGGCGGCAUGGAUAUGAAUGCAGCGGCUGUUGCGGCAUCACAAGUGGCUGCUAUGCGCAAAGUGGUGAGCGGCGCGGUUAGUUCGACGGCGUCAACGAUGUCAGUCGCGCCAACAACAGCAACAGCAACGCCAACGCUUCCGGGAGCGCCAGUGUCGGCGCCGCUGCAACACUCGCCGCCGGACAUUGGCAGCAGUGAGGUGAAGUGCGGUGGACGUGCCGAGUCAACACAGCAGUUCAACUCCACCGAAUACAUGGUGAAACCGAGCCAGGAGGGCUUGAAGCUGACCAUCAACAAAACGAGCGGUGCUGGCAAAUCCAGUAUUAGUAGCAACAAUGCCAACAGCAACAACGCCAAUAGCUGUAGCAGCAGCGCUAGUUUGGCUUCUACAAGCAAUACCACCACAACAGCUGGGAAGGGUUUGAAAUCGUGUAGCGCCACGGGUUCAACUAAGAAACAACAUACUGGACUCAAACCGGGCGUUAGCAGUGGACCGGCCUCUAAGAAGUUAGCGUCAGCCAAGUCACCGUCCAAGAAAAGUUCGACAUGCAAGCAUCCCUUUCAAAAAUCCAACUCAUCCGGUAGCUUGUCAACGAAAUCGACCAAUCCUACGGGUGGUCUGACCAAAAGCUACAGCACAAACACAUUUGGCGACCUGAGUGGUACGGGCGUCGCAGCAGCACGUAAGUCCGCCAAGAAAUCCGCCACGCCGUCGUCAACGUCGACGGCGAACGCGAGCGCCAAUGCAACCGCUACUUCUGCACCUGCUACACGCUUGGAUCACCAAGCGGAUAUGUUGAAAAUACUACAAUAUGCCUCACCGGCAAUGGCGGCCAACAUGGAGGGUUUCAUGAAGGGCUUCAAUAGUAAAUUUCAAAUACCGAAAUUAUCGCAACGCGCCGCCAACCUCUCGAAUGGCUCACAAUCGGCACCGACCACGCCGACUGCACUCUCGCCAGCUUUGAGUGGUGUUAACAGUACUGUGGGUGCAAAGGUUGAUAACCCUGCCAACGAAGCCCUACAAACGUUACAGCAUACGCAACAACAGCAACAACAACAGCAACAGCAACAAAAUGCUACCACAAUGCAACUGAACGCUAAUUAUCAUUUGGCACAGAAAAGCGAAGGCUUACAAAUGCAUUAUGCUAAUCAUCACCGUCAGCAGCAGCAGCAGCAACAACAACAACAACACUCGCAAAUGCAUAAUCAGCACGCUCAACACCAGGCAGCUUUAACAGCUGACUACCACCAUCAAGCGUCGGCCGUCGCUCACAGUCAACCACUGGACGAGUCGUCGUUUAUGCCGAACGCUGCUGCUGCGUCGUCGGCUGGAUACGGCGGAAAACAACCACUCACGCAAGAAUUAUUGAAACAUAUUUGUCUGGGAAAUUUUAAAGUGACAAAUAUCAUUUCGUUUGUUGAUAAUGCUCACACUUUAGCUAAAGGAUGAUAUUUUUAAUGACAUUUAAGCGAUACAAUUCACGUUUGCUUUAACUACUGCAAUUCUUACUUAACAUAUAUGAAGAUCUUUCCUAAAGAUUUCACGUGUCAGGUAACAAAAGACGUCUGGCUUCGUUUAUGCCUUACGUUUGGCGAAUCUCAACGUUUAAUCCCUUUCUCUUUGAUUUCAAUUUCUACAAAAGGGAUACAACCGGUACGCUUUAUUGUAACAUGUUUGAAUGUUGCGGCUAGAAAUAAAAUAUGCCUAAAAACAUGCAACAAUUGCAUGGUGACCUUCAGAAAUUACUGAAUAAAAUGACUAUAAAAACCAUCUCGAUCUGAAAAGUACUAGUUUUUGGACUAUGUUCAGUAAGAUGCAUCCUUGUGUAAAUUAUGUUCUUUUCCGGUUAAAGUAACGGUUAAGAAAGCAUUCAUCUGAAAUAUAUCCUGUUGCAGGCAGAACUUGAGUAUCGAUAUCAGAAGCGUUCCUCGAACAAAAAGCGUUAAAUACUUGUUUGCAAUUUCUGAAGCGUUCCUCGUUCAAAUAGACGCUUAUGAAAGGAAUUCUUCGGAAAAUUUAGCAGUUUAUGUCCUUUUAUUGGUCGAACACCAAUAAAUAUGUACAAUGAAUCCUUGAAAAUGUAUUUUCUUUCUUUUCUGUUUAAAGUAAUAUCUGUCACUAAAGUGACGUUUAAGAAAGUGUUCACCCAAUAAACCCAUUAAACAGCUGUUUUAAUAUAUAUUGUUGGUAUAUUCGCCAAUCAUUUUAAGUAAUAGUUUAGAUUUAGGACAAGUCGUGAUGUUAAAGAGAAUCUGUUUUGGAGAAACACGCUAGUACUUGCUUCCUUGUCUAAAUAAUAAUCUCUGACUAAGGCGACGUUUAACCCAAAAAACUUAUUACACGGCAACGGAUUAAGGUAGGGGCUGUAUAAAUUUAGGUGUUAUCGCCAGUAUCUCAUAAGGAUUAAUAGAAAUCCUUUGGGUGGUUUCGAGUCGUUAAAAACAAUCUUAUUUGAAGAGAAACACUACAUAGUUUUUACGGUAACUAACUUUAAUAAACCUUUUGAGAUAUCAUAGAGUUGGCUACGUUGUACAAGUCUUAACGAUAAUUUUGUCCAAUAUGAGUAGUUAUCGCAAGUUUGAUCUGAACAAAAAAUAUCAAAAACAAAGCGAUAUAUAUUGAAAAUUUUUAUUUUAUAUUUUUGAGCAGCCUUUUGAUAGAUGUAUUUAAAAAAAACGAUUUUUGUAUAUGCGAUAUGUAAAAUCGAUAAUUACAAUCGAUUAAUUGCUAACACUAAUGAUUUAUCGAUAUGGUGUAUAGUUAUUAUAUAUAACGGUAUAUCGAUAUAAUUAUCGAGUGACUUAAAGGGUUGAGUUUUAUAUUUUUGAGCAGCUCUCAUAUGUUCAAAAACUCGAUUUUUGUAUAUGUAAAAUCGAUAAUGACAAUCGAUUAAUUGCCAACACUAACGAUUUAUUGAAAUGGUGUAUAGUUAUUAUAUAUAACGGUAUAUGGUUAAAAGUAAUUAUUGAGAACAACUUAAAAAGUUGAGUUUUAUAUUUUUGAGCAGCUCUCAUCUAUUGAAAAACUCGAUUUUUGCAUAUUGCAUACAUUGUGUGAAAAUGUUGCAUAUGUUAUAACAAAAAUCAAUUAUCGAUAUAGUUAUCGAGAGUGUCUUAAAGAGUUGCGCUGGAACAGGCAGUUUUCGAUAUUAUUGAGUCUAUUUAGGCAUCGUUGAAAUUUGUAUCGAUAAUUUUGUCCGACUCUCAUAAUACUACUCAUAACACAAAACUAAUAAAUUAUAAUUUAUUUACGUUUUUGAACAGGUUUGUGUUUUAUCUAUUGAGAAAAUCGAUUUAUAUAUACAUAUAUGAAUUUGCAUUUUCUUUUUGUAUUGAAAAAUAUGUUGAUACUAAAAUAUCAACAUUAAAAUUGAUUAAUAAGCGAUCAAUAAUAUUAUUUGAAUGUAAGAGUGUCUUAAAGUGUUGCUUCUCAGCAGGCAAUAUUUAAUAUACUUAAUUUUAAUAACAGUAUUUUAUAAUAUAAAUGUAUGCCCACAAAAUAUUGAAAUGGAUGCGAAAAGUUUUAUGUGAGUAUAUGCUAGCAUACUUUUGGGCGUUUAUUUUAUACAUACAUAUGUGCAUGUAAGAAAUUUUUUUAACAAUUAAUAACACUCGAGUAGAAUUUUUCAUAUUUCCAAAAUGUUUGUAAAUUAUUGAAGAAUGCGCCUAAAAGUAUGUCAUCUGUAAAACAAAAUAAUAGUUUUCGAUUUUGGUCUUCAAAAAUUUCAAUUUGAAAAUAAAAGGCAGUAGAGUUUGUACCUCAAAAACAUCACAGAAAUUUAAUUUCACCAUUUAAUUAAAUUACAUUUUUUAAAUUUACGCUAACCAAUUUGACCAUUUAGUGUCAACUAGAUACAAAAAUAUUAUUAACAUAUAAAUAAUUAAAUACAAAUUAUAUUUAAAUAUUAAAAGUAAAAACUUCUUAUAAAAUUUGGACUGAAACGGCUGGGCUAGAAACAAAAUUGAGUACAAAAAUUAAAAGAAAAAUAUGAUUUUUGUAAAUCAUAUACCAAAACACACUUACAUAACUACAAAUACGCAUUUAGUUGCAAAAAAUUGUAAAACAUAAUUGAUACUAAGACUUUUGGAAUUAUAUGAAAUUGAAAAUAAUAUGCAUACGUUAUAUUACAGUCAAAAGAAGAAUCAUUGUUGAAAUAUUAGUUAAGCUCGAAAGCAAAUUAUUAACGGCAAUAACUGUAAAAAAGAAUAAAAUGAAUUGAGACAAAUUUUCAAAACUG